AUGCCUUACACGGUCCGAGAGAACCUUUCGAUCGGAAACAUCGGCGAUGCGGCGGAGAUUCUCCAAAAAGAUACCGCUCACAGCGUCACGCACAUUCUGUCCGUCCUCAGCUCUGCCUCCAUCUCCUUCUUCUCCGAAUGGCGUCCCAAUCUCUCCAUCCAGGCCAAGGAAAUCACCAAAGUUCACGUGGCGGACUCCGCCGCCGGCUCCUACAAACCGGCGCUCUUGCCGCACAAGCUCCUCUACUCGCUCGAGUACGCCGGCCGCGACCUGAAGCUCGUGAGGAUGGCCGUGCCUCUCCGAGACACCGAGAACGAGAACUUGUUGGAUUACCUGGAAGUUUGCAUCGAUUUCAUUGAGCGCGGACGGAAGGAAGGUUCCGUUCUCGUCCACUGUUUUGCCGGAGUUUCCAGAAGUGCGGCGGUUAUUACGGCUUAUUUGAUGAGAACCGAACGUCUAUCUGUAGAAGAUGCUCUUGAAUCGUUGAGGCAGAGCUGUGAAAAUGUUUGUCCCAAUGAUGGUUUUCUAGAGCAGUUGAAACUGUUUGAGGGGAUGGGUUUCAAGGUUGAUCACUCCAGCCCUAUAUACAAGCGCUUUCGUCUAAAAAUGCUACGUGAAAGUCUUUUAUCAGGGUUGACGAUAGACAGUUCUAAACUAGGUGCAGAUCCUGGCAUGCUUGUUGAAAUUUCUUCUGGGGCAGAAGAAACUACAAAAGUCGAAAAUAAUCGUAGACCUACAUAUCGCUGUAGGAAGUGCCGACGAGUUGUUGCAUUGCAUGAACAUGUCAUAGAUCAUGUUCCUGGUGAGGGUGAGACAGCCUUUGCGUGGAACAAACGAAGAGGUGGCAACCCUUUCAACAAAUCUAAUGAAUCUGAGUGUUCAUCCAUAUUUAUUGAGCCUCUACGGUGGAUGAAAGCUGUUGAGGAAGGUGCAUUGGAGGGAAAGCUGUCCUGUGCUCAUUGUGAUGCCCGUUUGGGAUACUUCACUUGGGCAGGCAUACAAUGCAGCUGCGGAAGCUGGAUAACCCCAGCUUUUCAACUCCACAAAAGCCGGAUAGACAUAAGCCCCAUGUAA
Messenger RNA from Sphenostylis stenocarpa, 1074 nucleotides. Lineage: Eukaryota; Viridiplantae; Streptophyta; Magnoliopsida; Fabales; Fabaceae. The record is from the annotation of a GenBank genome assembly.